Molecule: messenger RNA, 855 nt
Organism: Erythranthe guttata (spotted monkey flower)
Lineage: Eukaryota; Viridiplantae; Streptophyta; Magnoliopsida; Lamiales; Phrymaceae
Source: RefSeq, a predicted model, not a curated record
AGCUCCCUAUAACAACUGAAACCCUUCUCCAAUUCAUCAGCAAAAAAUCAAUGAGCGUCUUCCGCAAAAAUCCCUAGUUCUACAAGAUUCAAAUCGAAGUAAAAAAUUCCCCCAAAAUAGAAAUCUCCAUUUACGUUUCCGAUUCAGAUGGGCGACUCGGUGAUAACUCGGUCGACACUCGUGGAGAAACUCAGGGAUCAUCAGAUCAGAAACCACAAUAAGUGGUCCUUACUCGGUCUCUUCUCGCACAGACCCUAUAUCUCCACCUGGGUUGAAGUUAUUGUUGCUCUGUUAUGGGCCUUCAUCUUCACAAUGUUUAUGCUUUCAUCGUAUCUUGUCUAUUACCUAAACCAUAAAUGGAUUGCCCUCGUUAUUUUCUUCAUCGGCAUCCUUAUCCCUAUUCGUUUGAGAUCCGCUCGAAAGUACUUAUCAAGGAGGGGCGAUGGAAGAAUGCAGCUACCUCUAUCCAUGUGAAUGGAAUGGUAAGAAAAUAGGCAACACGCAGGGGCAUUAACGUACUUUCAACUGCGUCUUGGAAAAUUUAGAAAAUGGUAUGAAGGGUUAUUGUACAAUUUGACAACCCUUGCUAUAAGAAGUAUAUUGAUCUACUAUAUAAAAAAAGUUAGCAUAUUGACUGUUUGGGCAGAUAAUUGGUAUAUAUGUUUCUGGCUUCUAACAUGAGAUUUUUGACUAUCGGAUUUGAGUUCAUGUCUUAGUAUUUUCGUUUUCUAAAGAAACUUGUUUGGAUGGCAACCGAAAUAUCGGUGGUUUAGAUAUGGAAACGAUUGUGGUGGUUAGAAUCGUACAAUUCGUUUCGAACAAAUAUUAGUAGUGAGAGUAUGAUAAAUGAUACUA